AUGGACCGACAAUCGACGACGUUCAUAUUGAUGAAAAUCAUUCGAGACCUAAAUCUUAGUACGAACACAGAAGCUCGCGAACAACAACGUCGAUUCGUCAAUGAACGCUUUCAACGAUCCAAUACCAACAUUGAUCGUUCCAUCAAGUCUUCCGCAACUGAUUUAACCGAACUCAUCGCAAACUUUUCCGAUAUCUACACUUCAAUCGAACAAUCAAAAAGUCGUGUUCAAAAUGUUCGCGAACGCUUACGAGAAUGUAAGAACUUAUUACUACUCAAACGACAAGACAUCCGUAAACUAUGGUUACUAACAUCGGAACAGAAUGCUCUCGUCAAAAUCUACCAAAACAUCGACGAAUUAAAACAUGUACCUGCUCGUUUACAAUUCUACUUGAAUAAACAUUUGUAUCUUCAUGCAUCUUUAUUAUUGUUAAAAGCAAAGGAACAUCAAGAACUGCGUCUGAUCAAUGCUUUAAUUGACAUCGACACACAGUUGAAAGAUGAACGAUUAAGCUUCGAACAUCAACUACGAACAGAAUUGAUCAGUCAACUAUUCGAAAAGCCAUGUCGAGAUAUUCUUGGCAACAAAAAUGUCACCUCAUCGUCAACAAAUUCUUCGUUAACAUCGAACAAAAAUGAUCAUAAUUAUUUAUCUCGAAUUCGUGAAAAUCGUCUGCUGAGAAAACAACUCGAUCAAGAUUUUGAGCUGGGAAAGUUAUCAUUUGAAUUUCAUUCAUUAGCCAUUAUUCCUGAUAAAUACAUGUUAGUUGAUAUUCGCCAUCAAGCACCUGAUCUUUAUCUCGAUGUUCUCUUACAGUCUUUAUCAAUUCUUUCACGUUUGAAUGAAACACUCGAACACAUCCAAAAACAAUUACAUGAACAAUUCCAUCGAAUCGUGCAACGAACAACACAGCACAUCGUCGAUAACAAUUUUGUGUUACAUUCGAACAAUUCACAUCAAAGUCAUCUAAUGAACAAUCCUGAUUGUCUUCGAGAUCUGUUAGAAACAUGCUAUGAACAAUUCAAGAUUGUUGUGAAAAAUAUUGAAUACGUCCUGAAUGUGUUAAAAUUGAUUCAAGAACAUCAAGCAUCAGUGCAACUUCAACAAGAUGCAUAUCUUCAAAUACAAGCCGCAAAGAAUCAACGAGAUCUUAAAAAUCAUCAACGACAGGUUGUGUCAUCCGUACCAAAUACUAUCCAGUUUGAAAUUCCGUAUCUCUUUUCCAUUGAACUCGUUUGGGAAACUCUUCAACAAGUUCUCAGCGAAGUCUUAAAUGAAUACAUUGACUACAACAACACAUUAGAUACAUCAGCAUUGAAUUCGUUGUUAAUACCGAAUGGAACUGAUUACAACAAUCAUCAUUCAGUUACUGACUUUUCACAAUACUUAACGAAAAGAGCUCCACCCCNCUUGUUCUUCAUCGAUACAGAUCCAGAUGAAAAUAUCAUGACAUUGAAUCGUGAUCUAACACGUUUACAAGAAACAUUACAUUCAGCAUUGAACGAAAAGAAGUUUCUGUUUCUUUUCCAAGGUCUUGGUUUUGUUUUAGCUACGAUCUUAAUUCGUUCGGCACCACGGUUUGUUCGUAUUAGUGAGUCAGGUGUGACGAAAAUGUGUCGAAAUAUCUUUGCCAUUGAACAAACAUUAACACAAAUUCGAACAGUUGGUGACGCUGAAUUGAUGCGUGCACAUCGUUACUAUGAAUUAUUGUAUGCAACAAAACCAGAUGAAAUCAUUGGUGUGAUCGAAGAACGUGGACCGGAAUAUACUGAACAAGAUUAUAUACACUUAUUACAAUUGAAACAUCGAAGUUUUCCGGCGAGUGAAAGUGGAAAUUUUGAUUUGAAUAAAUAUGAACAAAUGGUUCGCAAAGCACUUCAUCCAAACAAAGUUGUGAAUGGACAAACGAAUGCAAAACAUUAG
Adineta ricciae is the source of this 1923-nucleotide messenger RNA. NCBI's taxonomy places the organism in Eukaryota, Metazoa, Rotifera, Eurotatoria, Adinetida, Adinetidae. The record is from the annotation of a GenBank genome assembly.